Messenger RNA from Mugil cephalus (flathead mullet), 2993 nucleotides. RefSeq names its product solute carrier family 46 member 3 (gene slc46a3). The coding region runs from base 136 to 1566 and encodes 476 amino acids. Gene Ontology annotation, molecular function: transmembrane transporter activity. Gene Ontology annotation, biological process: vacuolar transmembrane transport. The transcript has 6 exons. Gene Ontology annotation, cellular component: lysosomal membrane. The record is from RefSeq and is a predicted model, not a curated record. NCBI's taxonomy places the organism in Eukaryota, Metazoa, Chordata, Actinopteri, Mugiliformes, Mugilidae.
UUCAUAUCAACCUCGUAUGUUUGGUUAAAUAACAAGAGCGGUGACACCGAUGUCAUAACGACACUGUCCGGUGCUGAACCAGCCGAGAAGACAAUGUUCCAGGCGACUAUUUAAAAGUUUUUAGCCCCCCCCAAGAUGAAGGGCCUUUACCUUGUGGAGCCGGUGGUGGCUCUGUACGCCUUUUGCAGUUUUCUCAUCUAUCCGCUUGUGCAGCAGUAUGUGUACCGGAGGCUCUGGCAGGAGCUGAUGAACACCACCUACCCUAUCUCUGACAACACCUCCAGGUGUGCACCGCACAACAGCAGCAACCAGACAGACUUUAAUGAGGUGCAGAGGCAAGCGUCUCUCUUCUCCCUUUACUCAGAGCUCCUCUCCACGAUCCCAUCUCUAAUUGUCACUCUCAUGUUGGUGGCUUAUAGCGACCGGGGAGGACGCAAGACCCCCAUCAUUUUGCCUUUGGUCGGCACGCUGCUCUACACACUGAGCUUCCUGACCGUGUCCUUCUUUGAGCUCAAUGUUUACUUGCUCAUCGGCGCCUCGCUUCUCAGCUCGCUGUUUGGCGGCCUGGGCACUUUUCUGGGGGGCUGUUUCUCGUAUGUAUCGGACUUGUGCGAGGACGGCAGUCAGAAGACGUUGCGCAUGGCCGGACUGGACAUGAUGAUUGGCCUGUUGUCGGGGUUAGCGUCGAUAUCAACGGGCUACUUUGUGAGAGCCGCAGGCUUCAACUGGCCUUUCCUAGUCUCCGCGCUGGGACAGUGUUUCAUCAUACUCUAUGCAGUUUUCAUCCUGGAAGAGACCGUGAAGAAGCCUCCGUCGGAUGGCGACAUUUUAGAUCGCUCUGUUCAGCCGUCGGCCAUAAAACAGAUGGUGUUUGGGGUCUACCAGAUGUUUGUAGGGGCCAGUCGCAGGAGUAAAACAGUUUUGGCCCUCCUGAUGGUCAUCUUUACCAGCUUCACCUUCGCCUAUAUGGGUGCGAUCAACUUGGUCACACUGUACGAGCUAAACGCGCCGCUGUGCUGGACUGAGAUUUUCAUCGGCUAUGGCUCGGCGCUGUCCACUACAGUGUUCCUGACCAGUUUUGUGGGAGUGCUGGGAUUGACAUACUGCGGUGUACCUCAGCUCCUCAUUAUCCUGUUCGGGAUCCUGUCUGUCGUGUCCGGCAUGAUCGUGAUGUCAUUUGCUACGACCACUUUACUGAUGUUUGUAGCGAGGGUGCCGAUGCUUCUCACUAUCAUGCCUUUCCCCGUUCUGCGCUCCAUGAUGUCAAAGAUCGUCUCAAAGUCUGAGCAGGGUGCCCUGUUUGCCUUUCUCUCCUUUCUGGAGAGUUUAACAGGCAACGUGUCGUCCGCAGUCUUCAACAGUAUUUACGCUGUUACGGUGGCGUGGUACCCUGGCUUCGCCUUCCAGUUGUCCGCAGGACUCUGUUUCAUUCCUUUUUCUGUCCUGGGGGUGGUAGGUCUAGUAGGAGUGGAUGAUCCCAAAGAGGUCAAAAGGCAAGAACCUGUGCGCUCAGACGAGGAGAAUCUCGUUGAAGAUCAGAACGACAACACUCCUCUUCUCGGCUGAGCCACUUGCAACUGCAUCAUCAGAAUUUGUUCAUUCACCAGCACUUUGCUCAUCUUUUCCCCCUAAAGUAUCUCAGUGGCUUGUUUUCAUACAAUUUCAUCUCUCUCUUUUUUCUUUUGCCAACAUAGUUACCUACAUUAUGUGCGAAGGAAUACUGAUUUACAUCUAAUGUAACGGGUCUUGAUGAGGAAUAGCGUGCAGGCGUCCUCAGGCAUUAUUUAUACAUACCUCGAAAUGGUCUAACUCUCACGUCACAAAGGGAUUUGAAAUUGUGACUAUUUUGUUUUGUUGUGAGAUUUAAUAUUUUGUGUCUUUGUGUCUCUGUCCCUGUCUCUCGUGAAAUGUCUUUGAAAAGACGUAUCAUGAAAUGCACCAUAUAUUCAGGGUUUACUAUAUAACGUUACUGUCACACCAAAGUAGAAAUUUGAUUUGAAAUAUAGAAGUAAGUUUACAAAAUAAAUAAAAAAGAAGAAGAAGGAGAAUCCUGGCACAAGUGGGAGUAUUCCUAAGAUUGAUUGCACCACCGAAAUCUGUGAAGCAACCACAGAUUGAGGAAGGGGUUUUAAGAGGAACCAUGUGGUAUUUUGUUUCCAUGUCUGUUCCAACUAAAAUUUUCCUGGUUGUUCUCCAAUGUCAAUGUUUAUUUUCUUAAAGAUCUUUAGUAAAGACCUAAAUAAUAUUGUAUUAUAUCGUCCUGUCACCACAUAUUGUAUUUUGUGUGUUUUUUAACAUUACUCUGUCAGUUGAAAGUAUGUAUUGUUUUAUGGAAGUCUUGGUCUUGAUGGACAUCAGUCAUAGCACAGAUUAGGUACAAGAACAAAUUCUGAUAUUAAACAAAUCUUUGAAUCUUGAAUAUUGGACAAAACCAUAAAAGUGGGUAUAUAAUGGCUGGAGCCACAUCUCUGGGAUCCAGGAUCAUUUGAAUAUGACUUUAGGGUCAUACCACAAGCAUGUUUGAUUGGUGCUGUCGUUUUGAUUUUGUCCACUAGGUGUCACUCUUGUUUCAGGCACUGAGUCAUGCUUUUCAUAAUCACUAUCCUAUGUUUACCCAAUUCCUUUACUCUUUAAGUUUAGAUUAUUCGCCCAUAAUUUUGACUGACAUUUUACAUUCUGAAUAGUAGAUUAGGAUGUAAACAUAAAGCAGAGCUACUCCUCUCCGUAGUGUUUCUAUUUUUCCGAAGGCAAUAAAAGGGGGUAUUGAUGACUCUGCAUUCGACCAUAACAAACUUUAUUAUGUGGAGAGCGCAGUCAUGGUUGAAUUUAAUGAUCUGAGGGCCGGCUGAGAGCUGUGUGUAUGUAAUGUCGUGGUCCCCAGCAAAAGAUAAGUUCCUAUUUUAGUGCACAGUAAAAUCAAGUACGAUGAAAAUAUGCAUAACAGUACUAAUGUCACUAAUGUUUUUGAUUUUUUUUUUUUUUUUUUUUUUAAA